Molecule: messenger RNA, 3632 nt
Organism: Piliocolobus tephrosceles (Ugandan red Colobus)
Lineage: Eukaryota; Metazoa; Chordata; Mammalia; Primates; Cercopithecidae
Gene: NPAP1
Product: nuclear pore associated protein 1
Exons: 1
Coding region: 159-3632 (1157 amino acids)
Biological process (GO): protein import into nucleus; RNA export from nucleus
Cellular component (GO): nuclear pore
Molecular function (GO): structural constituent of nuclear pore
Source: RefSeq, a predicted model, not a curated record
CCCCCGCUGGCGCGCCCUGGUUCUGUGAGGAACCUCGCGGAGGCGUCGCAGGCGCCCAGCCAGUCAGUUUGCGCUUCGUCGCCAGAGGAGGCGGUGGCUGAGGCGAGCCGAGUCCACUGCUCACCCUGUUGUACGGUAGGAGGCACGGCUAGCUCUAAAUGGGCAAUUUGCUUAGUAAAUUUAGACCCGGGUGUCGCCGCCGGCCUGUACCCGGGCCAGGGCGUGGCACCCCCGCUCCCCUGGCCCGGGACGCCUCCCAGCCUGGCCGGGUUCAUCCCGCGGCCACCCCGCGCCCUUUCCGUGGCUUGUUCCGCCCGAAUGCCCGUCGCAGGCCUUCGCCAGGCGGCAUCUUCGUCGCCCCUAAGAGGCUGUGUCCUCUCCCGCGGGCUGCGGCCGCCCCUCUGGGGGUCCUGCCGGCUGUGGGCUGGGGGCUGGCCACGAGGAAGACACCCGUGCUGCCUACUCGGAACCCCCCGAGGUUUGGACACCCCAGCUCCGUGAGGAUCCCUCCUCCCAGCCGCGCGUUCACCCUCCUGCUGCCUUCACCACGCGAGCCGGCGGUCACGGCCAGGAAGCCCAUCCCAGCCACUCUCCCGGAGGAGACCGACGUGCGGGCCCACGAAGGGCCCAGAAGAGCGAAGAAGGAUGAGGAUCCGGUGCAGACCAAAGGGGAGGAUGACGAGAAAAGGGCCCCCCUUAGCAGCGGAGAAGCAUCGUCCACAUCCAGGUCCCAGGGCACCCAGGCAGACCUCGCCUCCUUCCUAUGCAGCCCUGGGCCUGUGGAGGGAAAUGUCCACCAGAAGUUCUCAGAAAACAGCGUGAGUGAGAAGGCCCAGGCGUCUCCAGCGAGCUCCUGCUUGGAAGGCCCUGCCACGCCCAGCACACACAGCGAGGCCGGAUGUGCCCGGCAUUUUGGAAAGCCUGAUCCGGAUGCAGCAGCGCCCCCUGAGCCAGGCGCGGGCUGCUCCCUGCUGCCGCAGAAGUUGGCCGGGGAAGUGCCGAGUGAAGAGCCACCGCCCAGCUCUCUAGGCUCGCCGACUCCGCUGAUGUCCGGAACGAGGAUGCCUGAUGGGAAGCCUUUGGAUAUUCCUCCAAGGAGCGCUGCUCUUCCCAGAGCUGCCCGCAACAGGCCCUGCAAAAGGAAAAUGUCGAUUCCACUGCUGCUGCCGCUGCCCCCUUCACUGCCAUUGCAGUGGGAUCGAGGUGAGCUUCCCCCACCUGCUAAGCUCCCAUGCCUGUCUGUUGAGGGAGCCCUACACACCUUGGAGAAGAGCCCUGAGUAUAAAAGGAAUAGCAGAAUCUUGGAGGAUAAAACAGAGACCACGACAAACAGCAGCAUCACCCAACCUGCCCCUUCCUUCUCCCCACCUGUGGAGACUGCAGACUCCCUGCGUCUUGCCACUUACACUGACACUUCGCAGGUCCCAGCUCCUUUGCCCAUCCCUGACUUGGCUGACCUGGCUACUGGACCCCUCAUUCUGCCUGUCACUCCACUUUCCACCACACCAAAAAUGGAUGAGAAAAUAGUAUUCACAAUCCCUAACUCUCCUCUGGCUCUUCCUGCUGACCUUGUUCCCCUUUUGAGGGAUCAAUCUAAUGAGAAAGGAGGCUCUUGUCAUUCAGUCAUAGGAGCAGCACCUCCCACUUCUGACCCCCCAACACCUAGCCUCACACCCUUCUUCAAGCCUCCCGUCAGAAGGGAGUCCCCAAUAUCUAUGCAUGUGGAUUCCCCUCCUCCUCUUUCCUUCCUGACUCUUCCUCCAGUCCCUUCCACCAGGACCUCAGUUAUCACCAGCAAGCCUAUGAAUUCCACAUCAGUCAUUUCCACUAUCACAACAAAUACAUCUGGCCACCUAACCUCACAGACUGCGGUAGACCCUGAAGUAGUUAACAUGGAUACUACUGCCCCUUCUCAGGCUGUUAUUUUCACAUCUUACCUAAGCUCCAGGGUGAGCUCGCUCCCAAAUUCCCAAAUACAUUGCAGUGCAGAGCAGAGGCGCACAGGAAAGACAUCAGUCUACGCAUCCCCGCUUCCAUUUAUAUUCCACAAUACUACCCCAAAUUUUAACCAAUUCUUUGGAAAGGAAGCCACCCCUCAGCCCAAAUCUGGGGCUCCUGAUGGGCAGCAGCAGAAAGCUUCUCUCCCCAGUGCCUGUGUUUUUCUGAGCCUUCCCAUCAUUGCUCCUCCAGUCACCUCCACUUUAGUGAACAGUGCCUCUACAGCAUCAUCAUCCAAGCCUCCCAUCGAAACCAAUGCUAUGAAUACCACUCCUCCCUCCAACGGUGUCAUCUUGCAGUCUGCCUCUGUCUCCAAGAAGAAGUACCUCCCAUUUUACCUGGGGCUUCCUGGUUCUGGGAACACACGAUCCAGUGGCAACAUUGCCUCAGUCCAAGCUUCCACCAGUUUGCCUGCACAGUCAGUCAGGGGAACAACUACAACUUCCAACUAUGCUUUAAAUCCAGGAGCCACCCCUCAGCCCAAAUUUGGGGCCCCUGAUGGGCUACAGCAGAAAACCUCUCUCCCCAGUGCCCAUGAUUUUCUGAGCCUUCCUAUCAUGGUUCCUCCAGACACCUCCACUGUAGUGAGCAAUGCCUCUGCAGCAUCAUUAGCCAAGCCUGCCAUUGACACCAGUGCUAUGAAUACCACCCCUCCUUCCAAAACUGUCAUCUUGCAGUCUACCUUUGUCUCCAGUAAGGAGUACAUCCGAUUUUAUGUGGGGCUUCCUGGUUCUGGGAACAUACUACACAGUGACAACAUUGCUUCAGCCCAAGUCUCCACCAGUUUUCCUGCACAGGCAGGCAGGAAACCAGUCACAACUUCCAGCCAUCCUUUAAAUACAGAAUCCAUCUCUCAUUCCACACUUGGGGCCACUGAUGGGCAGCAGAAGUCUGACAGUUCUUUUAUUCUGGGGAAUCCAGCAACCCCAGCACCAGCUAUAGGCUUACCAUCUCCCUCAGCCCAGCCACUGAGUGGCAGCGUAAUUCCACCAGGUUUUGCAGAGUUAACAUCACCAUAUUCUGCAUUGGGCACACCUAUUAAUGCCGAGCCAGCCAAGAGUCACAACGCAAGUGCUUUCCCCAAUGGCACAGCAAAGACUUCUGGAUUUAGAGUUGCCACUGGGAUGCCUGGCACUGGAGACAGCACCUCACUGGUUGGAAAUACUAUUCUAGGCCCACAAGUGAUUAUGGGACCUGGAACCUCUAUGGAUGGUGGGAGCAUUGGAUUCACCAUGUCUGCCCCAGGCCCCAGUUCCACAUCAGGAGAAGUCAGCACCGGACAAGAACAGAGUGGAACACCCAGCACCACUUCUGUUUUCCCAUUUGGUCGAGUAGCCUGGGACCCAACUGGCCACAGCAUGGCUGCUGUACCACAAGGGGCUAACAACAUUCCUGUAUUUGGAUAUACUUCUGCUGCCACCUACAUUCCUGGUUUGGACCCACCUACCCAGAAUUCAGGCAGCAGUAUGGGAGGGGAUGGCACCAAACCCAUGGUUGGAGGCCCUUGUGUUCCUGCUUUUCAACAGUGCAUCCUACAGCACACAUGGACAGAGAAAAAAUUCUACACUUCAAGCACCCACCACUAUGAACAAGAAACAUACGUUAGGAGACAUGUCUGUUUCCAACUUCCAUAA